This is a messenger RNA of Bolinopsis microptera, 3021 nucleotides long. Its product is annotated as F-box and leucine-rich repeat protein 13-like. The transcript is spliced from 21 exons. Gene Ontology annotation, biological process: SCF-dependent proteasomal ubiquitin-dependent protein catabolic process. NCBI's taxonomy places the organism in Eukaryota, Metazoa, Ctenophora, Tentaculata, Lobata, Bolinopsidae. The coding region runs from base 38 to 2101 and encodes 687 amino acids. Gene Ontology annotation, molecular function: protein binding. The record is from RefSeq and is a predicted model, not a curated record. Gene Ontology annotation, cellular component: SCF ubiquitin ligase complex.
AGAUAUGGACAUGUAGAUGUAAAUCACCCUCUCUAAAAUGGCGACAUUCAAUGACAUUCAACCUCAACUGAAGGCUUAUUUGCUAAAGCACAGACUCCCGGACCUGUUUGAGUGUAUAUUCACAGCCCUAGCUGCCAGCAAACCAACAGAUCCAAAUAAGUUCAUACUUGACAAGCUCAAAGAAUAUCAGGAGGGAAAGCAUUUUGAUCUGUCAUGGGACUCAUUCGUCUCUCGCAAGGAUCUACCUCCUAAACGAGUUUUCAAACGAACUUUUAUAGAAAACUUUUUCACCUUGGAAGAUCUUGCUGAACUGGAGACCUAUUUAAGUACAGAAGAUUAUAACAAUCUGAGGUACUAUUUUUAUUUUCAACCAAGUGAAGAACAGAAACGACUGGCAGCUCAAGCAUACAAUGACUCUUUAAUAAAGAAACAUUUCAAAGCAUGGCUGGGAUUCUACAACAGAAAGAAGGAGAAAUGCCGCAAGGCAGAGGAGGAAUGGCAGAGGUCAGUGCAGUUUCACAAACAUAAACUAACGGUCCGGACUUUUCAAGAGUGGUAUGCCUGGAAAUGUGAACGGUAUAGGAGUCAGCAAGAGGCGGCCCCCAUUCUGGCUGACAAGAUGAGACGGAUUUGUUUACAGAACGCGAUUUACACGACUUUCCGAGCUUGGCAACAAGUAACCAAACAUGCCUCCGAUACAAAUAAAUGGUUCAAAAAGUACGAGAUAUUGAACAGUGAUGAUGAAGAUGAGGUCAAGGAUAAGGCAGUUGGACAGGACUUUAUUUCAAAACUUCCUCACAAAGCCAGUAAUAGGAUAUUCUCAUUUCUGGACGUACUCGACAGACUGACUUGUUCGCUCGUGUGCAGAUCUUGGAAGAUAAUGGUUCAGGAUCGGUCUCUAUGGACUCAGAUUGAUUUACAACGCAUCAAAGACAGAACUACAGACAGACUAGUUGCUAACUUGGCUCACAAAUUCCGAUCUUUUCUUUGUAACUUGAACCUAAGAGACUGUGUCAGGGUCACUUCAUCAUCUCUGAGAUAUAUAGGAGAAUGCCGGAAUCUACAAGAGUUGAGUUUGUCAGGGAUAAAGCAGAUUAAUGCUGACGUUGUCAAUGAUAUCGGACUGGGUUGUAAAAACUUGCUUUAUCUUAACAUUGCGAAGUGUUACUUUGACGAUGGAGUUUUGAGGGUCUUAGCGAGACACUACGUGAAUAUCCAGUAUCUCUCCUUAGCCGGCUGCACCGGCUUCUCGACAGCCGGUGUUUAUUACUUCAUGGUCGGACAGGGCCUCCACAAACUCUCCCAUCUUGAUAUUUCUGGAUGCUCACAGAUAACCCACGAAGGAAUGCGAUACAUAGCCAGAGGAUGUCCUCUUCUUCAUAGCUUAGUUCUUAACAAAUUAGCGCGGAUGAAAGACGAGAGCCUCUACUUCUUUACCAAAUAUUGCCCUAAUCUCAGAGCCUUACAUUUAAGGCACGCUUCUUCUCUAACCGAUACAGCGUUUAUGCAUAUCGCCGAAAAUCUUCCCCGCUUAAAAACUCUCUGCGUUGAAGGAAAUCACAACAUCACUGGAGCCAGUAUAAAAAUGGUCGGUAGAGGGUGCCCUGAUUUGGUCCACCUCUUUAUCAUUGAUUGUAUACAGAUGUGUGAUACUGGUCUAAAGGGAUUCUCUGGAACACGUGGAUUACGGGUAGUCAACCUGGGAGACUGUAUCCGGAUUAGUGAUCACGGUGUCCGGAACAUAGUAGACGGACCAUCUGGACCACAUAUCCGGGAACUGAACCUCACAAACUGCCUGCGAGUUGGGGAUACCACCCUGUUCCGGAUAGCACAGAGGUGCCAGAAUUUAGCGUACGUUAGUUUCUGCUACAGCGAGUUUGUCACGGAUGCUGGGGUGGAGUUGCUGGGGAACAUGCAAGCUCUCAGAUCUUUGGAUCUUUCAGGUUGUGCUGUAGGUGACGCCGGUUUAGCAUCGCUCGGUAACAACCCCAACUUCAGGAACAUCUCCCUUUCAGAGUGCAACCAAAUAACGGAUGUUGGUAUCCAGAAAAUGUGCUCCAGACUCCUUCUCUCGAAACGUUGGACAUCUCUUACUGUGUGAACGUUACUGAUUACGCCACCAAAUUCCUCGCCUUUUCCUGUCGAGAACUUGUCAGGCUUAACAUAGCCGGCUGCACUCAGUUGACGGAUACGAGUGUGUCUUAUAUCUCGGGAGGUUGCCACUACUUGUCCCACCUAAACAUGUCCAACAUAACCAACAUGACUGACAAGGCUUUACGGUUCUGAGACGUGGUUGCAAACUUCUUCAAAGACUCAACGUUACUAUCUGUCCUAACAUUACAUAUGGUGCGAUACAGCGAGUUGAGACUGGAGGAUGCGUUGUAAGCCACAGUAUCGAUGUUAAGGAAAUGAAACUCGGUCCCAUUCUGCCUCUCUCUCAGACCCAUAAACGACCAAUGAGUGUCGGCUACAGUAUUUUCCCCAUCCCCAACCACGCGUGACGAGUGAGCACCCAUGAACGAACUGAGUUUAAACUCCCAUUGAUGUUAUUGCUAUCAGUCUAAAUCUAAUUUAUUGAAUACGCAUUUCAAAUGCAAAAUAGGUUAUAUCUGUAUAUUUUGCUUGUCACGCUGCAUAGCAAUUGAUGAUAUUGUUAACGAUGACAUUUGUGUUUUUACAACACUUCCUCUUAAUCCAUGAAUGAGAUGAUGAUAAGGAACAGACAGUACCAUUUUGUUGAACGUGUGAAGAGUCAAAAGUACACAAGCAAGAAACCUAAAGUUCGUCGUAUUUUUCACUUGAUCAGUUGGUCGUCUCUUUAACUUAUUAACUUAUUAAGUCACUUGACUUUGAGUCUAAAAAUUAGAUACGGCAUAUAUAAAAUCAGUGCAACGGCAAAACUGAAAUAUUUAUUUGGGUUAGGGUUUAAAUUUUAAGUGUUCAGAUUGAUAUAUUUGACGUUGUCAUUUCUAUGUAAAAAAUGUACAAUCCGAUUUAUUGUUUUAUGAUUUAUUAAUUGAA